This is a messenger RNA of Chelonus insularis, 1248 nucleotides long. RefSeq names its product Tektin C (gene Tektin-C). The transcript is spliced from 6 exons. NCBI's taxonomy places the organism in Eukaryota, Metazoa, Arthropoda, Insecta, Hymenoptera, Braconidae. Gene Ontology annotation, biological process: cilium assembly; cilium movement involved in cell motility. The record is from RefSeq and is a predicted model, not a curated record. Bases 1 to 1248 code for a protein of 415 amino acids. Gene Ontology annotation, cellular component: nucleus; microtubule cytoskeleton.
AUGUCUAAAAAACAACAAGCUCUUCAGUUGCAUCGAUCCACAGUGGUUCCAGCUUCGACUCAAAAAUUUACUCUCGAUCAGUGGUAUAAUAAUAACCAAAAAGGAUUCCAAAAAUAUCAUACUCAAUGUCAAUUAGUAGAAAAUUUAAUAGCUGAAUCGGAGCGAAUAUGUGAAGCAACGUUGGAAAUAACAAAGACAAAUAAAAUUGCAACUGAUCGAGAACUCGAAGAGAAACUUGCUGAUGUGAAAUUUGUAAGAGGAGAGCUUUUAACUCUUCGUAAGAAUAUAGUACUGGAGAUUGAUGCUCUAAAGGUAUAUAAAACCCGACUGACUGAUGCUCUAGUAGCUUUAAAUGAAAAUGCUGCUGAAAUUUGCGAAAAGUGUCUUGAGCUGAGAGAACAUCGAUUAGGUAUUGACCUGACAGUCGAUGAAGUUGAGAAAGAGCUUAGAAAGGAGUUAAGUCUCAUCACUGGAGCCAAUAAAAUAUUCAGUCAAGCUCUGGAAAAUACAAAUGAACAAAUUCGGAUUCUCAAGUCACUCUUGUAUUACUUGGAUGGAGAUCUAGCAAAUAAGGAUCGUUGCAUUCAGCUGGAUGAGAAAAAUCUCAAAUUGAAAGAAACUGGUUUAAAUCUUAAUAUCUAUCACGGAAAAGUUCCACUAGAUAUUUCGACUAUUACUGAACAAGAAUGGAAUUUACACACAAAUGAAGUGGUAAUGUCGGCCAUGAACCAGCUCAAAAGUACCAAAUUAUUACGAUCAUAUAUUGAUGAUAUUCUUAAAGAAAUUAUUAAUGACUUGAACAAACAGAAAGAUGCCACGAAUGAUGCAUUUAAUUGCAGGAUCAAAGAAACUAAAAAUAUAAAAGCUUCUCUAGAAGAGCAACAUGCGGAAGUAAUAAAACGAGUAAAUGCUAUGAAUCAGAACAUCACUCGAUUGGAAAAGAAUAUUGCUGAAAAGGAAGGAUUCCUUGCACUGGCACACACGCGAUUAGGAAACAGAUGCCAUCGACCUAAUCUGGAAUUAACGCGUGAUCAAGUUGAAAAACAACUUGUGAUGGAAGUAACCAAUCUUCAAGAAACUGUUGCAAAAUUACAAAAUACGUUAUAUGAAGCCCAUAAUACUUUACGAAAUUUACUUAAAGUCCAAAUACAAUUAGAAGAAGAUAUCAAUGUUAAAGUAAAUACUCUAAAAAUUGAUGAAGUAGAAUGUAUGAGCUUACGUCAAAAAAUCAGCUAUCAUGCAUAUUAA